Coniophora puteana RWD-64-598 SS2 is the source of this 411-nucleotide messenger RNA. RefSeq lists its product as uncharacterized. Lineage: Eukaryota; Fungi; Basidiomycota; Agaricomycetes; Boletales; Coniophoraceae. The record is from RefSeq and is a predicted model, not a curated record. The transcript has 2 exons. Bases 1 to 411 code for a protein of 136 amino acids.
AUGGACUACUCAUUCGAGGAUAACACCUCCUUGUCCCCUCCGCCGUCACCGUCCAUCGCAUCGUCAACGUCCGACGACUCCCGCCCCCCAUCUCCCUCCCCCAGCUUCUCUUCCGCAUCGUCCACCUCCACAUCCCCAUCUACUCUUGCCUCCCGCAAGAUCCGCCUCGUGCCGAGCACACUAGCCCUCGCCGACGCCGUCGUCAUCGUCCCGCCCGCGCCAUCUACAGCCAGCUCCGCAGCCAUCGGACCCAUACAGACACCACUGCUUCUCGUCGGGCCAGCUCUAGAGCGCCUACGAUGCCCUCAGCGCCAGCUGUCCAAGGGCGCGCGGAUACAUCCGUACCGCAUCGUCCGCGGCGGCGGUAGCGGCAGCAUCAGCUCUCGCAGCUCUUCUUCGAGUUUCGCAUGA